AUGCCUUCCCUCCGCCCAUCAUCCCCCUUGGUGGUGCUGCUCCUCCUCCUCCUCAACAGCGCCCAAGCCCAAGAAUCCUCCGCGACGGGCGGCACGACCGUGACGAACUGCUUCGUGCCGCCGUGCACGGUCAGCUUGCCGACCGAGACCCUGCCCUCGCUGUCCGACACGGUCAUCAUCUCGGACCCGACCACGACCGUGUCGUCGGCUUCGUUCACCGACACCGUCAUUCUGUCGGAUCCCACCACCACUGCCUCCACGACCGCUGGCGGGGGGCCUAUUUCGAUCCAGACUAGCAUGCCUAGUGGGAGUGGGAGUGGCUCGGGUAGUGGUGCUUAUACUACGGCUACGGUCACGGCGUCGGAUUCUACUGCUGCUACUACUACCACCAGCACGGCCGCCACACGCACCGACACGGGCGACGCGUCGGGGUCGGGCUUCACUAUCCAGACUAGCACGCCGGGCAGCAGCGGCAGCGGCGGCGACGGCUCGACUGUCGUGGUUGGGUCGACUAGCGUCGAGACUGUGAGUGGUACCGGGGCCGCAGGGGGGACCGAGACGAGUGCGAGUGCGGGUGCGAGUGCGACGGAGACGCCGGCUGCUGCUGGGAGGGUCGGCGCUCCGGGCGUGUUCUCGGGACUGGCGGGCGUGCUGUUGGCUUUGGUGGUUUGA
Messenger RNA from Anthostomella pinea, 672 nucleotides. NCBI's taxonomy places the organism in Eukaryota, Fungi, Ascomycota, Sordariomycetes, Xylariales, Xylariaceae. The record is from the annotation of a GenBank genome assembly.